Messenger RNA from Magnolia sinica, 1994 nucleotides. Its product is annotated as agamous-like MADS-box protein AGL80. Bases 569 to 1432 code for a protein of 287 amino acids. NCBI's taxonomy places the organism in Eukaryota, Viridiplantae, Streptophyta, Magnoliopsida, Magnoliales, Magnoliaceae. The record is from RefSeq and is a predicted model, not a curated record. Gene Ontology annotation, biological process: positive regulation of transcription by RNA polymerase II. The transcript has a single exon. Gene Ontology annotation, molecular function: protein dimerization activity; RNA polymerase II cis-regulatory region sequence-specific DNA binding; DNA-binding transcription factor activity, RNA polymerase II-specific.
CUACUGUACGUUGUUUUAUUUUGAGAAAAGUUUUGAUUCUCUUACGGUGUAUGUCCAUCCAUAUGCAGCCAGAAAUUCAUUUACACAUGGAAUGAACAAACCCCAAUCCAAACCGUUCAAAUAAUGGGGCAUACUGUAGAUGGGCCAUAAACAUAAAAUCACAUGGAAAGGACAUUAGAACCGUCCAAUCAGUGGCUAGAAACUGGAGGGUUAAAAUGAAAAAUAGCCAAUGAUCCCAAGUAAAAAAAAAAAAAAGAGCCAUGUGAGAUUACACGUACGACGAAAUAGCCAGCAUGGCACCUGCCCUGAAUGUGAUACACCAUGGCCUGCAUGGCUAGUGCGUGUGUCGUGGCUGCUGUAGUCCAAGCCCUCUGCCCUGUCAUCUCCUACAUGCUACAUCCAGAUAUGCACACGUGUUGUGGACAGCUAAGCCUAUCAUUAAAAUGAAUGGGUUGUCAAAUUAAAAACCCUAAUGUCCAACUUACUUCAUAUUAAUAUCCAAAUAUCAGAAAUAUAUAUCUUGAGAUCUCGUUUCACCUAAAAAUAGUAGCAUAUUCAAUCCAUCUAAAUGCCAUCUAACCGUCCAUUCCAAUAUCUCCUCACCCAAUAUCUAACAUCAUCUUAUCUCAACUCCCCCAUGCAUUUUCUCUCUAUAAAGCUGAGAAGGGAAAAGCACCCCACAAGACCCACAAGACCCAAAGCUCAUUUUUUGUUUUUGGACCACCUAGCCAUGGCACGUAAAAAGGUUAAGCUUGCAUGGAUUGCCAAUGACUCGUCCAGGAAAGCCACCUUCAAGAAGAGGAAGAAAGGGUUGAUAAAGAAGGUGAGAGAACUGAGCACCUUAUGUGGGGUCCCUGCAUGUGCAAUCAUCUACGGACCACAGAGCUCGCAGCCGUUGGAGGUGUGGCCCACCUCGGCAGACGCUGUAGAUGUCAUCAUGAGGUUCAAGAGCCUGCCUGAGAUGGAACAAAGCAAGAAGAUGAUUAACCAGGAAGGGUUUCUCAGGCAAAGGUUGGCUAAGCUUAAGGAGCAACUAAAGAGGCAAGAGAAAGAGAAUAGGGAAGCUGAAGCAAGGGUCCUGAUGUAUGAAAGCCUUGCUGGGAAGGGUUUGCAUGGUGCAUGCAUGGAGGAUUUGAACAAGUUAAGGUGGUUGGUUGAGUCGAAGAUAAAGAGUGUGCAAGAGAGGAUAGAAGUCCUUAGGCGAUCGGCAGUGCCAGUGAAAAUCCAAGCAAAGGAAGAGAGCAUGAAGAGAGAGGAAGAUGUGGAGAAGCUACAGGCUUUUGAGGUGGUGGCCAUGGAGAUGGAGGCUCUACAAAGGCAGCAAUGGUUCAUGGAAGUGAUGAACUCACAUGAACCAGUGGGGUAUGUUGGGGGGGAGUUGAUGGGGCCAUUCGGUGAUAGUAACCCAUGGUUGGAUGCUUGUUUUCCUUAGGUUUCAUUGUAAACGUUUCAGUUAUUAUUACUAUUAUUAUUAUUAUUCAUAAGCAGUACCUUUUCUUCCAAGUUAAUGCAUGUAUAUAAAUAAAAAACAAUGUUCUCUUCAGCUACAAAAGCCAAUUGAGCUUUUUCUUUCUUUUGCUUCCUUUCUUUUUUUCUUUAUUUUCUUGGCUUUUCUGACCUCUUUUUUUUUUUUUUUAAAUCUUUUUCUUUUUCUUUUUGAUAGUGUGGGAGAGGACUUCUUGGGCUUUCUAUAAGAGAUUUGGGACCGAAAGAUCUUAUAGGUACGGAAUUUCCCAACAACUCAACAUGGCACAAGUUAAAAAUCUCCUUCAAUUUGAAGAGUCACCAUGGUAAUUAAAUGACUUGGAAUACUCUUUUAGAUCAUUUCCCCUUCUUUUCAUUUCCCUCAUCCCUCAUUAUUCCAUCAGUCGAGUGAUUAAACCGUUUACUAGAGUAUAAGAACUAUAAAAAAUAGAGAGUUGUCUUGUGUAUGGCAAGAGAUUCUAAAAUACUUCCCAGCUUCUUCGGAUCGAAUUUGCCAUCAUAUCUCUAGA